AUGGGAACAGUUCCGGUAAUCGGACCAGACACGCCCUCGGGCGAUAAGCACUACAAGCCGCCAAAGACAUUCCCCAUCGGACCUCACUUUACUAGAUACGAGCAUAACCCGAUCUUGGAGCCGAACCCCGAUAACGAGUGGGAGGAGGCGUACGUAUAUAAUGCCUCGGCAAUUGUCAUUGACGAUCGGGUUUACUUGUUGUAUAGGGCUCAGGACGAGAACAAAACGCUGAGUGUGGGAUUGGCGUGGCUGGAUGAUGGCUAUAAGUUCAAGCGGUACCACAAACCUAUCAUUUACCCCACAGAGAGCUAUGAGUUUCCUGGUGGAUGUGAGGACCCACGUAUAGUGAGAGAUCCGAUUCUGAAGAGAUUUAUUGUGACAUAUACUGCGUAUGAUGGCUAUUUGGCGAGACUUUGCGUUGCUGAGUCAAUGGACUUGUUUACCUGGAGGAAGUACCCACCAAUCAUCAAAGACGAUAACUUCAAUGAGAUCGCCAAUGGACUCGACGGAAAUCAAUUCAUUCGGCAUGCGUGGCUGAAGAGCGGUGCUAUCUUUGUAGAAAGGCAUAAGGACGGUCAUUACUAUAUGAUUUGGGGAGAGUCUGGGUUCUAUCUUGCUAAAAGCAAAGACUUAGUCCAUUGGACCAUCGCUGAUAACUACACUAUUGGCAAGUUCAACUGGCAGGACCGGUUGAUUGAGCCUGGGCCUGCUCCCAUCAAGAUGGAUACGGGCAAUAGGCAUCAGAACUACUAUAUUUUGUUUUAUAAUUCUUCAACAAUUGGCGGCGGGCCGUAUCCAAAAGGGACAUACACCAUCUCUCAGAUGUUGGUGGACUACGACAAUAUCAAAGAUGGCCCCGUGGCUCGGUUGGAGAAGCCCAUCUUAGUGCCGGAGGAUGCGAAUGAGGUCAAUGGCCAGGUAGACAAAGUUGUGUUCACCGAGGGGGUGGUCCAGUUUAAAGGCAAGUGGUUCUUAUACUAUGGACAGGGUGACUCCAAGUUGGCAGUUGCAACAUGCCCUGCCAACUAA
This is a messenger RNA of Candidozyma auris, 1029 nucleotides long. RefSeq lists its product as uncharacterized. Bases 1 to 1029 code for a protein of 342 amino acids. The record is from RefSeq and is a predicted model, not a curated record. NCBI's taxonomy places the organism in Eukaryota, Fungi, Ascomycota, Pichiomycetes, Serinales, Metschnikowiaceae. The transcript has a single exon.